CGGAUAAAAUAGCAGACACGUUCACUUCACUCUCCCCUUUUUUGCAUGUACACUCUUUUACUGAACAUUGAACAAUAUGCAUCCAUUUUCCCCAAAUCACUGAAUUUGCUGUUCAAUUUCUGUGCAAAACAAUGAUCCGAUUGAUAUCUCGGAGGAUUGAGAUUGGUACUGGUGAUGGAGGAAUUUCGAAUUUAGGUUUUGACAAAAGAGGUAUUGUUACGAGCUGUAGAGCUGUGUUGUUGCCGCGAUUUGGUGGACCGGAGGUGCUUGAGUUUCGUGACAAUGUAGCUGUUCCUGAUCUAAAACCUAAUCAAGUGCUUGUUCGUGCUCGUGCUGUUUCAAUCAAUCCACUUGAUACCAGAAUGCGAUCAGGAUAUGGACGUUCAAUUUUCGAACCACUUCUACCAUUGAUUUUGGGCCGAGAUAUAAGUGGUGAAGUUGCAGCUGUUGGAAAUUCUGUCAAGUCACUUACAGUUGGGCAGGAGGUAUUUGGUGCUCUGCAUCCAACCGCUGUGAGGGGUACUUAUACUGACUAUGCUAUUCUUGCGGAGGAUGAACUUGCUCCAAAGCCGGGAUCACUUUCACAUGCAGAAGCCAGUGCUAUCCCUUUUGCUGCGCUAACUGCUUGGCGUGCGCUAAAAAGUACUGCCAGAAUAAGAGAGGGGCAUAGGGUAUUGGUCAUAGGUGGAGGAGGAGCAGUAGGUUUCUCUGCAAUUCAGCUUGCAGUGGCUGCAGGCUGCCAUGUUUCUACUACGUGUGGAGGAGAGAGUAUAAGUCGCAUUUUAGCAGCCGGUGCUGAGCAGGCCGUUGACUAUACCAUUGAGGAUGCUGAAGUAGCACUUAAGGGGCAUUUUGAUGCUGUCUUGGAUACAAUUGGUGUGCCAGAUACAGAGAGAAUGGGUAUUAGCCUUUUAAAGAAAGGUGGACACUACAUGACGUUACAGGGGGAGGCUGCAUCGGUGACUGAUAGGCACGGACUAGCUAUUGGUCUUCCUAUGGCAGCAGCCAUCUUGCUGAAGAAACAAAUCCAAUAUCGAUAUUCUCAUGGAAUAGAAUAUUGGUGGAAUUAUAUGAGGGCUGAUGCUGAGGGUUUACAUGAGAUACGCCGGUUAUCUGAGGCUGGGAAGCUUCAAGUCCCAGUAGAUAAAACUUUCCCAAUUUCACAGGUGAGAGAGGCUCACAAGGCCAAGGAUAGACGACAAAUUCCUGGCAAAGUGGUGCUAGAAAUUGACUGAUUUAACUGGACGAUCUUAACCAACGGGACUUGGAUUCAGUGCACAAGGCUAUAAUGUCCCAUGCAAUCUGGUAUUGCACUGAAUUCUUGAUGCCUAUUGCCUCGUAUACGUUAUCAUCUCUUUGCAGAAUAACCAGACCCAAUUUACACACUGUUGGAAUAUAUAGGAUUCAGAAGAAAACUGUGCAACCUGUAAAUUCUCGGGACAUUCUCAUUUUUUUUCUUUUCUAUAUCUAUCCGUGAUUGUUUCUA
Solanum verrucosum is the source of this 1486-nucleotide messenger RNA. RefSeq lists its product as uncharacterized. Lineage: Eukaryota; Viridiplantae; Streptophyta; Magnoliopsida; Solanales; Solanaceae. The record is from RefSeq and is a predicted model, not a curated record. The transcript is spliced from 7 exons. Gene Ontology annotation, molecular function: oxidoreductase activity. Bases 132 to 1235 code for a protein of 367 amino acids.